UUUUAGUCGAAAAAGUUGUGUGAACGCGCACGGAUCGGAAGUAAUAGAACUUUACCUGGAACGGGAGUUACGACAAGAGCUCUAUUUAUUGUGAUAUACCAUAUACAAAAUUUUUGAAUAACCCAAGUGUUUUGCCCAGUGAAAUAGCAAUGCGAUCGCUUUACCGAUUAUUCAUAUUUUAUAAUAUAUUUGCUCUUAUCCGAACAGAAGCCGGUGAAUUUGAGAAAUUAAUUAUUCCAUCGUCCUAUGCAAAAGCAUCCAAUGGGAAUUCGAGUGCUUCCCACUCGGUGGCCGCUCGCUCCUACGCUGGUGGCCAGGGCACGAAUACGGAGUGCUCCUUUGGCACCGAGUGCACGCCGCUGCACGACUGCACGGCAAUGAUCUAUGAGGUGGCGAAGAACUGUUAUUACGGCGACAAGUCGCUUUUUUGCGGCGGUGGCGAGGAGAUGCCCUACGUGUGCUGCCCGAGCAGUCCACUGGAGAAGAAUCAGGUGUGCGGCAAGUCGCUUGUGCAGGGACAUUUCUACAAGGGACUCGGCUCGUAUCCCUUUGUGGCUCGCGUGGGCUUUAAGCACAUAAGCACGGGCGCCUUUGCCUAUCCGUGUGCAGGAUCGAUCAUUGCCCGGCGUGUCAUCCUGACCGCCGCCCAUUGUGCGUUGGCCAAGGCCGAUGGCCACCGGCUCUCAUCGGUGCGCGUUGGCGAGUAUGACACCUCCAGUGAUCCGGACUGCGCCAGCACUGGCUUCUGCGCACCACGGUCUGUGAAUCAUGCGAUCAGCCAUGUGAUUGUGCAUCCAGACUAUAAGCAAGGCCAAUAUCAUCAUGACAUUGCGCUGCUGGUGCUCAAAACACCGCUCAAUUACUCGGGUAAGCGAGGGGAAAGGGAACAGGGAUGGGCCGGGCCGGGCGACUCGGACUGGGGGCUGGUUACGCUUCGCAGUGUCAACGUUAAUUAA
Messenger RNA from Drosophila montana, 956 nucleotides. Its product is annotated as CLIP domain-containing serine protease B4-like. Gene Ontology annotation, molecular function: serine-type endopeptidase activity. Gene Ontology annotation, biological process: proteolysis. The transcript has 4 exons. Lineage: Eukaryota; Metazoa; Arthropoda; Insecta; Diptera; Drosophilidae. The record is from RefSeq and is a predicted model, not a curated record. The coding region runs from base 150 to 956 and encodes 268 amino acids.